AAUUUUUUUUAUAUAUAUCCUCCUUCUUUUUCUCUCUUUAAUUCUCCUUCCUCCCAGUAUAAAUUCCCUUAUAUUCUCUUUCAUUUAAUUUCAAGGAAAAAGCCUUUGUAUCCGUAACUUUCUUGUCUCAGUUUCUUCUUCUCUCUGGUUUUUGUUUUACUCUGCUCUAUUAUUUUUUCCAGUUUGAUUGGAUUGAUCAUGUCGAAGAACAUUCUGGUGACCGGUGGAGCCGGUUAUAUUGGGAGUCACACGGUGUUGCAGUUGCUGUUAGGCGGUUACAAAGCGGUGGUCGUUGAUAAUCUGGAUAAUUCCUCCGUUGUUGCUAUCAAAAGAGUCCAAGAACUCGCCGCUGAAUUCGGCAAAAACCUUUCCUUUCACCAGGUGGACCUUCGGGAUAGGACAGCAAUAGAAAAACUUUUUGCUGCCACAAAGUUUGAUGCUGUGAUUCACUUUGCUGGACUAAAAGCAGUUGGUGAAAGUGUACAGAAACCUUUGCUCUAUUAUGACAACAAUCUCAUUGGGACAAUCACGCUGUUGGAAGUGAUGUCUGCACAUGGAUGUAAAAAUCUUGUAUUUUCGUCAUCUGCUACUGUUUAUGGCUGGCCAAAGGAGGUUCCAUGUACAGAAGAGUUCCCCCUGGCUGCAGUGAAUCCAUAUGGACGAACCAAGCUUUUCAUAGAAGAGAUCUGUCGUGAUGUCUAUGGUUCUGAUUCUGAAUGGAAGAUCAUACUUCUAAGAUAUUUUAAUCCAGUUGGUGCACAUCCUAGUGGCUACAUAGGUGAGGAUCCUCGUGGUAUUCCAAACAAUCUCAUGCCUUUUGUGCAACAAGUUGCUGUUGGGAGGCGACCGGCACUGACAGUGUUUGGAAAUGAUUAUUCAACCAAGGAUGGUACUGGGGUACGUGAUUACAUCCAUGUUGUUGAUUUAGCUGACGGCCACAUUGCUGCACUACGUAAAUUAUCUGAUCCUAAUAUAGGCUGUGAGGUCUACAACUUAGGAACAGGAAAGGGCACAUCAGUUUUGGAGAUGGUUGCUGCAUUCGAAAAGGCAUCCGGGAAGAAAAUUCCUCUUGUAAUGGCUGGACGUCGACCUGGUGAUGCCGAAAUUGUGUAUGCAUCAACGGAAAAGGCAGAGCGUGAAUUGAAUUGGAAGGCAAAAUACGGCAUCGAGGAGAUGUGCAGGGAUCAGUGGAACUGGGCCAGCAAGAACCCAUAUGGAUAUGGAUCUCCCGAAUCAAACUAGCAGAGUGCCAAGACAAUGUUAUACCACACCAUUCUUAUCAACACUUUUCAGAGAUUCGAUUUUCCUAACUUCUAUUAUGCACAGAUUUUAGGCGAUUAUUAUGAUUUAGGAAUUAAAAUAAGAGGAGAAUAAAGGGCAGAUUGUGUAGGCUUUGCUUCGAUUGCCCUCAUUUGCUAGUAGUUUCCUCUGUGGCUGUUAUCAAAAGGAGUCAAUUGUUUUGUUACCCUGUAUGAACUACAAUUAUUUUAAUGGCAAAUGUCCUCUUUGUCCUC
Messenger RNA from Durio zibethinus, 1514 nucleotides. Its product is annotated as UDP-glucose 4-epimerase GEPI48. Gene Ontology annotation, biological process: galactose metabolic process. Gene Ontology annotation, cellular component: cytosol. The record is from RefSeq and is a predicted model, not a curated record. Gene Ontology annotation, molecular function: UDP-glucose 4-epimerase activity. NCBI's taxonomy places the organism in Eukaryota, Viridiplantae, Streptophyta, Magnoliopsida, Malvales, Malvaceae.